Molecule: messenger RNA, 4724 nt
Organism: Ruditapes philippinarum (Manila clam)
Lineage: Eukaryota; Metazoa; Mollusca; Bivalvia; Venerida; Veneridae
Exons: 2
Coding region: 2078-4516 (812 amino acids)
Source: RefSeq, a predicted model, not a curated record
AAAGUUAGUCUAAAUGUUCUGAAAUGUAUUUUGGCUGAUCUUCCAAAAUAUAAAAUACUUUAUUUAUUUUUUAUUUUAUUAUACUUUGAAAAUAUCAGGUACCAUAUUUGCUAUUAAAUUUGGCAUUAUUUAGCCAAUAAAUACCUACAAUAAUAAUAUAAUAAAAAUCAAACAAUUUUCCACCCCAAAGGAGAUCUGAGAGAUACAUGAAUAAUGUUAAAAGAAUAAAAAAUAAAGAAAAAAAAUUGCCCCUUCACAGUUCCAUUAAUUGUCCCCCUUUUGAGGCCUCAAACAGUGACAAAAUACCCUAUUUAAUCCCCAAACAAUGUUUUUCGUUUGAGAAUUGUUGUUUAGAAAAGUGACCCUUAACUGCGUAGUGCCAGUUCGCCAACUAAUCAAUGUGUUGACUUACUAAAUUGUCAAUUUGGGAAAUGAGUUUCAUUUUCACUUGAAAGGUAACAAAUGAAUAAUAUAUUGAUAAUACCUGUCAUAUGCAGGUCAGAUCGGAAUAUCCGUACCAAGGGGAUCCCGCCCAUUAGGUGGUAACAAUGCUUGCCGAACAUAACGGAAUACUUGUACGUCAGUAAUUUCCGAACAUUUUAGUGGUCACAGUUGAUAUAUUGCACAUUUAAGUGGUAACUGUUACCUAUAGCACACCUUAAUAGUAACUGUUAUCUACGACACACUUGAGCGGUUACAAUUAUCAUACAGCACACUUUUAUGGUAACUGUAUAAUACAGCACACUUUUAUGGUAACUGUAUCAUACAGCACACGUUUAUGGUAACUGUUAUCAUACAGCACACUUUUAUGGUAACUGUAUCAUACAGCACACUUUUAUGGUAACUGUAUCAUACAGCACACGUUUAUGGUAACUGUAUCAUACAGCACACUUUAAUGGUAACUGUAUCAUACAGCACACGUUUAUGGUAAUUGUAUCAUACAGCACACGUUUAUGGUAACUGUAUCAUACAGCACAUGUUUAUGGUAACUGUAUCAUACAGCACAUGUUUAUGGUAACUGUAUCAUAAAGCACACGUUUAUGGUAACUGUAUCAUACAGCACAUGUUAAUGGUAACUGUUAUCAUACAGCACACUUUUAUGGUAACUGUAUCAUACAGCACACGUUUAUGGUAACUGUAUCAUACAGCACAUGUUUAUGGUAACUGUUUCUUACAGCACACUUUUAUGGUAACUGUAUCAUACAGCACACGUUCAUGGUAACUGUAUCAUACAGCACACGUUUAUGGUAACUGUAUCAUACAGCACACGUUUAUGGUAACUGUUAUCAUACAGCACACUUUUAUGGUAACUGUAUCAUACAGCACACGUUUAUGGUAACUGUAUCAUACAGCACAUGUUUAUGGUAACUGUAUCAUACAGCACACUUUUAUGGUAACUGUAUCAUACAGCACAUGUUUAUGGUAACUGUAUCAUACAGCACACUUUUAUGGUAACUGUAUCAUACAGCACACGUUUAUGGUAACUGUAUCAUACAGCACACUUUUAAGGUAACUGUAUCAUACAGCAUACUUUUAUGGUAACUGUAUCAUACAGCACACGUUUAUGGAAACUGUAUCAUGCAGCACACUUUUAUGGUAACUGUAUCAUACAGCACACGUUUAUGGCAACUGUACCAUACAUCACACGUUUAUGGUAACUGUAUCAUACAGCACACUUUUAUGGUAACUGUAUCAUACAGCACACGUUUAUGGUAACUGUAUCAUACAGCACAUGUUUAUGGUAACUGUUAUCAUACAGCACACGUUUAUGGUAACUGUUAUCAUACAGCACACGUUUAUGGUAACUGUAUCAUACAGCACAUGAUUAUGGAAACUGUAUCAUACAGCACAUGUUUAUGGUAACUGUAUCAUACAGCACAUUUUAGUGGCUACUUCUAUUUUACAGCACAUAUUCAAUUACAAUGGUUCAAGUCUUGGAAAGUAGGUAUCAAAAUUCUUAUAACUGAUUUGAUUAAAUUGUUAAUGUUUCAAUUAUUCUUCAGAUGAAACAAGGCAGGACAGACAGAAGAAAGGAAACAUUUUUCAGAGGUUUUUUGAGAGGAGACGUUAUAACCGGAUGAAAACAAAACUUCAAGGCGACCUGAUUAAAUUCUACAGAAAAAGGUGUAGUUCAAUACCUCUGUCACCGCUUCUUGAAGAAAUAGAGACACCUCUAGCUGGGUUCUACGUGAUGCCUGAUAUAGUCGCCGUAAAACAGAAGUCCCUAAACUCCAAUGAAGAGGAACGAACGCCGAUCAAGUCUUUGAAAGACCUGUUUUCAACCGGAAGUGGUGAUCAGCAAGAAAUUUAUCUAUCAGCUGAUGCAGGCUUUGGAAAAACUGCUUUCUCAAAAUAUCUUGCAGUCACGUGGUGUCAAGCUCAUUGUCACGAUGAAAACUACGCCUGCGUUAAAGACGACGAGUUAAAAACGUUGUUUGACUUCAAGUUCUUAUUUUUGGUUUUAUUAAGAGACUGUACCUCAGUUUGCAACAUUGACGAAAUGAUUGAACAGCAAAUUACGAGGAAACUUCCUACUUCUGCAACAAUACGUGAAGUGUUACGUAGAGAAAAAUGCUUGAUUAUUUUGGACGGUCUUGAUGAAUGGAGUCACCCUGAUAAUAGCUGUAGCGAAAUAACAGAAAAAAUCCCACAUCGGUACGUACGUGAUAAUUGUGUUAUUCUAACGACAACUCGACCGUGGAAGCUUGGAGUCGCAAAUCUCAAAACAAGUCAAAUAAACAAAAAAGUAGAAUUGGUUCAAUUAAGUGCAGAUUCUACGCGGCAACUUGAAGAAAAUGCUAUAAGAAAAAUGACCGGUGUCCGUGACGAUAGAGUACUGGAGAGUAAAAUAUGGGACUUUAAUAAAGUGAUACGUGACCGUCGCCUAGAGCACAUGCAAGUGAUUCCACUCCUCCUCAUGUAUAUAGUUUGCCUAUGGUGCAACAACAUUCCUAUAGGAAAUUCAAAACAUGAAAUUUACACCAAUAUCAUUGAAUUUCUAUUAUCAAGAACGUCAAAGAAACACCCGGAAGUUCAACCAUCUUGUGAAUUGUCUGCCAGUGAAAUUCCAGAAUACUUCAAAGGUCAUGAAUUUUGUAAAAAGUUUUACAGUCUUAUAACAUCAUUAGCAGAACUAGCUUACCAAACAUUAUUUCACAAAAACAGAGAAAACACGCUUGUAUUUGAUAGAACAGUUGCUGAUAUAUAUCUCAAAGCAGACGACAUGAAAUUAAGUCUUUUCUCAGGAAUACUGUCAGAAAGUAGAAGUAAAACUUUAAUUAGAGAAAUUAGUAAAGUAUCGUUUUCUCACAAAACAGUGCAAGAAUUCUUUGCCGCCAUAUUUAUAAGUUCUCAAAGUGACGCUCAGAAAACUGUUGUAGAAAAAUGUAGAAAUGUUCAAGACAUUCUGGACAUGUCAAAAAUUUGUGAAUUUAUAAGUAAAAUGAAUGCUGACCUGAUGUGUGAAAUAUCAAAUGAUUUGAUGUCUGUGAUAAAUGAAGACGAGGAAACACGCGACUAUAGAACUAGGACACGUGACGAGGACUUCCUGUACAAUACUCCACCAUUGUAUAACAUACAGAAAAUGUUCAUGUCGUGUUUACAAGAAAUGCCUGAAAGUGAAAAUAUUCAAUUAUGUUUACAAGAUUUCUUCAUUGACGAGGACACCGUGGUGGACAGUAAGCUGUUACAACGUUUAUUAAAACAAAAUAAAACCAACAUAAAAUCACUUUAUAUAAACAUGUACAAUACUUCCAGCAGUUUACGUGAAAUUAUAGAUUUAUUCUCUCUCACAGAUCUCAGUCAUAUACAGAAACUUUACUAUUAUGGUGGCAGGGAGAAGGAGGCUGAGAUAACCCGGAUAUUGUUUCCCAGUUUACAGUACGUUACUUUGUGGGGCGGUACAUGGAUAAAUGAUGAAGAAAAUCUGAGUGAAAAUUUAGCGCGAGUACAAAACUUACAAUAUUUAUAUAUUAGAUACUUCACGUUAUCUCACAAAAUACUGGAAACAUUUUACAAUUUUAUCUCCGCUCAAAAAUCAAUGAAAGAGUUAACAUUGGAGGGGUUAGACUGUAAAGAACACAAGUACCGCCGCCAUGAUUGUAAGAGAUUGAACUUGGACUUGUCUCAACAUUCAACUCUAUCAAAGUUAAACUUGUCGUGGUUACCUGGGAGACUACAAUUAAAUAUAACAACACCGUCAUUAGUUAAUGUUAGGUUGUCUCGCAUCAAUCUAGAUGAUGAAAGUUCAUUGUUACUGUCACGUGACAUGUUGAAUAUUGAACGUGUGGAGUUGGUGGGUAUAGAAAUGUCUGCAGAAAGUUUACAGAACUUUAUUACCGUGCUGAAAAAUCUGCCGCAGUCAGUUACAGUAGAGAUGUCCGCCAUUAAACCGAGAACAGAAUAUGACCGUGUUAGAGAAAAUAUUCGGAGUUCACAAACUUUUCAUGUGAUACAAGACGAGGACGACUGGCGGCGGGGGAUUGAGUUCAAAACAAUAAAACCAAGUAAAGAAUAAACAAAGGAAAAACAUUGUAAAAUAAACUAAUGAAAUGACUUCAAUAAAUUUAAAUGAAAACAAUUUAAAAAUGGACACUUAGAAAACAAAAUGGCGGUUUCUUCAACGUUAUACAUGUACUGUAUAGUUUGGUCAUUUAAUUUACAAACAUUUAUUUAAGUUUAAAGUUUAAUUAAGUGACAGUUGUUUAUAAAUAAAUAAAUAAAAA